AUGAACACUAAAAUUGUCUCUCGAGCAUUGUGCCUCGAGUUGCGAACGUACUCCCUCAAGCCCGAAGCCUUUCCAAAGUACCUAGCAUUGACGAACGAAAAAUUUCACCUGAGAACGGCACAUUCAAAAUUGAAUGGAUUCUGGCUUCAUGAGCUCGGCGGCCUUAACUCGGUUACGCAUUUAUGGGAAUACGAUUCACUGGAGCACCGUGCGCAGGUGCGCGAUUCACUCAGUGUCGAUAAAAGUUGGAUCUCUGAGUAUGUCGUGAGUCUUCUUCCCAUGCUGGCUGAACAAGUCAACUCAGUUGUCUACGAGCCCGAGUGGGCGCUUCCACUCAAGUCAAAUACCAGAAAAGGUCCAUUCAUGAUGGAACGUAUCACCCUCGCUGGGGAAGCCCGUGACAACGAAGAACUAGUCAAGGCGCUUGUCGUCGAAAAGCUUGACGCUUACAACCUGACGAACGUGCUCUUCACGGAUGUUGGACCAAACAACCAAGUAACGCUUAUCUGGCGUGGCAAUGAGCUGUCCGACUUCUGCGGCUGGCAUCGACAAGCCUCUAACAAACAAGGAAUUGUCCAGAGAGAGACAAUCGUGAUGAAAGGAGCCCCCUGGUGCCCCACCAACAAUUAA
Oikopleura dioica is the source of this 630-nucleotide messenger RNA. The record is from the annotation of a GenBank genome assembly. Lineage: Eukaryota; Metazoa; Chordata; Appendicularia; Copelata; Oikopleuridae.